Molecule: messenger RNA, 351 nt
Organism: Panicum virgatum (switchgrass)
Lineage: Eukaryota; Viridiplantae; Streptophyta; Magnoliopsida; Poales; Poaceae
Product: oleosin-B1-like
Exons: 2
Coding region: 1-351 (116 amino acids)
Source: RefSeq, a predicted model, not a curated record
AUGUUCACCGCUGCAGCACUUGUCGCCGUCGCGCUCGCCGCCGCCGCUGUGUCGAGUGCGGCUGCGUCCAGCCUGCUCCUUUUUGUUGCAGCUGCUGCUGCUCCCGUGGUGGCGACGGUGGCGCAACCCGGGACUGUUCCCGCUGUUGCUGUUGCUGCUGCUCCUGCGGUUGCUCCCGUGGCUGCUGCUGCUAUCGCUGCUGCUGCUGUUGCUGCCGGAGGGAGCUAUCUCUCGGCGGUGAUGGUGGUGCCGUGGUCGCCCCGGAGGUCCCGCGAGGGCCGGAGGCCCGGGAGCUACCCUGGCCCGCGCCCCAGCAUUCCUCCGGCGCUUCGCAGCGGGUUCCGUGACUAG